AUGGCACGCAGCCAGGUAUGCUUGCGGCCCUGGCUUUCCGAGCUAAGCAGGUGUUUGCACCGCGUAACGGAAGUUGGGGUAGUGGCUGGUGGUAAACCGACACAAGCCUUGUUCUCUGGCGAAGGCAGAAUGUGGACUACGGCAACCUCGAUCUUACCACUAUCGAGCAAACCAUACGUUUUGUCCUGUCAGAUGCGGGCGCUUUUCGGCUGCCGACGGAACAGUGGCAGUCAGAAGGUGCUGAAGGAGCAGGCCAGGCCUUCGGAGUCUGGAUUUGAGGGGAUUUCCCGAGUUACGACUAGCGGACCACACAGCCAUGUUGUGUUGGAUUUUGAGGGGUUCAUGGCACGGGGAGGGAGGCCGUAUGACGGUCAUCAGGCCAAGUGCCGGUUGCGACGGCGCGAGAUGGUGUCAGCUUGGUCAGCAUGCGCUCUCAGCAGACUUGGGGGUGGGGUGGUGAUAUGUGGGUGCAUGACGCACAGUCCUCCCCUCAGCCCACACACAGCCCGCCCGCGCCCGCUCUCUCCGCCCCAAACCAGGCCAGUCGAAGCCGCGGCGGCCCUUUCUUCGUCCCCUUUGCACAGACACUUCCAUCUUGACUUGACCCUCACCUUCACCACCGCCCCUAGCACUGAAGACGCGACCCCCCUCGCGCUCUCCGGUGACGCGCUGCACAUACACACCCCUUCACGCAUCCAUAGCGAAACAUCCCUCUCGCUCUCGCUGUCCGGCCCCUCCCCCCACUUCAGCAGCCGACGCCGACGCCGACCCAAGAGCACGGCAAAACCCCGCGCGACAUCUCGCGAACAUUCCACCCAUAUCCACCAGGACCAAGGAAUGCGCUGCUACUCCCCCACAAUCAUGGCUUUUCCCCGGUACUCCAACCUUCCUAAGAUCGAGAAGUCGGGCGACGUUGUCGGCACUGUUCGUCGCGUCUGA
Molecule: messenger RNA, 939 nt
Organism: Bipolaris victoriae FI3
Lineage: Eukaryota; Fungi; Ascomycota; Dothideomycetes; Pleosporales; Pleosporaceae
Exons: 6
Coding region: 1-939 (312 amino acids)
Source: RefSeq, a predicted model, not a curated record